Messenger RNA from Fusarium redolens, 572 nucleotides. RefSeq lists its product as uncharacterized. The record is from RefSeq and is a predicted model, not a curated record. Gene Ontology annotation, biological process: translation. Lineage: Eukaryota; Fungi; Ascomycota; Sordariomycetes; Hypocreales; Nectriaceae. The coding region runs from base 165 to 428 and encodes 87 amino acids. The transcript has 2 exons. Gene Ontology annotation, cellular component: large ribosomal subunit; mitochondrion. Gene Ontology annotation, molecular function: structural constituent of ribosome.
ACGCCCUAUUCUUGAGCUCAUGCUUCUUUGACGACGACCGACGAAACGUAAACGGCGGGCUGCUGUUUCUUUUCGGGGACUUUCUUCGAUCCCAAUUGCAAGCUUUCUAUGAUCCUGCGCUCCAUUUCCUCCCAAGGAUCAACCACUACAAACCACCUCCAACAAUGUCUUUCUUCCGCAUCACCCUGCAUCGCUCCGCCAUCGGUCUUCCCGAGCGCACACGAGGCGUCCUCGCCGCUCUAGGCUUGCGCCGUCGUAUGCAGACCGUCUUCCAUCCCGUUCACCCACAGUUCGCCGGUAUGAUCCUCAAGGUGAAGGAGCUGGUUCGUGUUGAGGAGGUGGAUCGCGUGUUGAGCAAAAGAGAGGUAAAGGCUGCGCGGACGCCGGAUCCCGGGUUCUACAUUGAGAAGGCUGUGCCAAGAAUGUAAAAAAAGCGAUAAUACCAAGGAAGAGAAAUGGGAGUGUACUAUACUGUAAUGACCCUUGUAUAAAAGAUGGCGCAGAAUCGGACGAAAUGAUAGAAGUGCGAUCAAGACACAUCAAGUUUUCAUUCACAAGUUGCUUGAAUGGAG